Aspergillus melleus is the source of this 2847-nucleotide messenger RNA. RefSeq lists its product as uncharacterized. Gene Ontology annotation, molecular function: CoA-ligase activity. NCBI's taxonomy places the organism in Eukaryota, Fungi, Ascomycota, Eurotiomycetes, Eurotiales, Aspergillaceae. Bases 1 to 2847 code for a protein of 948 amino acids. The record is from RefSeq and is a predicted model, not a curated record. The transcript is spliced from 3 exons. Gene Ontology annotation, biological process: secondary metabolic process; biosynthetic process.
AUGCCUUGGCUGAACCCUGAUGCAGAGCUUCCUAUCAAGGAGGUCUCGAAGAACCGCAAGCCUAUCGACUCGCUCCCAAACCUAUCGCGGCUUCUCGUCUGGGCAGCUACCACGGAUGGAAGAUUAUCUUUCUACUCUGUCGAGAACGAUGAGCUCCAGUCCACUCGUGUCCCGUACUCUCAGCUUCUUGCGGAGGCAGACGAAAAGGCUCGCAUCAUCGGCCGCAUUAAGGGACUAUCACCGGAGUCGAUCCUUCUCCUGCACUUUGAUAGCCAGCAAGAGAUCAUUGAGUGGUUCUGGGCUGCUACUAUUGCCGGGUAUCUACCAGCCAUUUCAACGCCCUUCGUCGAAGAUCUGGCGCGUCGCAGAAACCACCUACUUCACCUACACGCGCAGCUUAAGCAACCGGUCGUGCUUACGACCAAGCGACUAGUUCCAGAAUUCCUUGAACUCGAGGAGCUCAGGCUGCAUGACGUUGAGUCUCUUCAGUCGACCGCUGAUGAAGAUACUCCUAUUCGGCUCACUGGUUCUGAAAAGGCGGCGGAGGACGUGGCUGUCCUUAUGCUGACUUCAGGCAGUACUGGGAGUGCUAAGGCAGUGCCUUUGCGGCAUGGUCAGGUCCUUAGCGCUAUCCAGGGAAAAAGUGCACAUCAUGGCACCGUCUCCGGAGAUGCCUUCCUCAAUUGGGUUGGCCUGGACCAUGUUGCUAGCUUGACUGAGAUUCAUCUACACGCGAUGAGCCUGGGCAGUCAUCAGGUCCAUGUGCCUGCGUCAGAGCUCUUGCGUGACCCUCUGCAAUUUGUCCGGUUGUUAGAUACUCACAGAGUGGCUUAUACCUUUGCACCAAACUUCUUCCUGACCAAGAUUCGGGAUAGUUUGUUGGCCAAUCAGACCUUCAGGGCCGAUCUGUCGAGUCUCAAGGCUCUAAUAUCAGGCGGCGAGUCCAACGUUGUGGUAACUUGCGACGAACUCACCCGCGAGCUACGUCGUCUCGGCGUUUCAAACGAAGUGAUUCGUCCAGGUUUCGGCAUGACGGAGACAUGUGCAGGAUCUAUCUAUUCUCGGGCUUGUCCUUCUUAUGACAUUGAGCGGUCUUUGGAGUUCGCUAGUCUCGGGUCUUGCAUCCCGGGCAUUGAGAUGCGUGUCAUGAGCAUUACAGAGACGGGCAAACCAGCAGCCACCGGCGAGCCGGGAGAGUUGCAAGUCUCAGGCCCCGUCGUGUUUGAUCAGUAUUAUAACAAUCCGUUGGCAACCAAGGAAGCCUUCACGACGGAUGGCUGGUUCAUCACGGGAGACUUGGCUUGGAUCGACAAUGCCGGCAACUUGAAUCUGGCUGGCCGAACUAAGGACACUAUUAUUAUCAACGGUGUUAAGUGGAGCUCGACCGAGCUGGAGACAGCCAUCGAAGAAGAAGGGAUCGCUGGCGUGGUGCCCUCGUUCACGGUAGCUUUUCCAACCCGUGCUCCUGGCUCAGCCACCGAGGAUAUUGCCGUCGUCUACUCGCCGGCCUAUCCACCGGAGGAUCACCACGCGAGGUUCGAGACGACUCAGGCCAUUUCCAAGACAGUGUCACUCGUGACGGGCAAGAAGCCGGGUCGUCUGGUCCCUCUGCCUCAGUCCAUGCUGGAGAAAUCGUCGCUUGGUAAGAUCUCGCAUACUAAGGUGCGCGCUGCGCUCGAGAGCGGCGAGUAUGCGUCCAUCGAGCGUGAAGAUCAAUCGCUUCUUGCACGCUACCGGCAAUCAAACUGGCGCAAGGCAGAGACCGAGACCGAGAGGACUGUGCAGAAAACCUUGGGUGAGCUGCUGAAGAUCCCCGCCGAGGAAAUCAGUGUGGACGAUUCGAUCUUCGACCUCGGUGUCAGCUCAUUCAACCUGAUUCUUCUGAGGUUUAUGAUUCAAAAAGCAGUAGAGGCCAAAGUGGAUAUACCGAUGUCGAUCAUGCUAACAGAACCAACCGUCGGCGCCAUCGCAGCAUCAAUCGACUCUCUCCUAUCCCAACCGCCUGUAUAUACCGCAAUCGUGCCUCUCCAACCACGCAACAACCCCGGCAAUACACCCUUAUUCUGCAUCCACCCAGGAAGCGGCGACAUCCUCGUCUUCAUCGCGCUGGCCGCACACUUCCCCACGCGCGCCGUCUACGCCCUGCGCACCCGCGGCUACAACCCCAACGAGCGCUUCUUCCACUCCAUCGCCGAAACCGCAAAGACCUACGCCUCGCAGAUCCGACAAACCCAGCCUGUCGGCCCCUACGCGAUCGCCGGCUACUCCCUCGGCUCAACGCUGGCCUUCGAAGUCGCCAAGGUCCUCGAAGCGCAGGGCCAGGAAGUCAAGUUCCUCGCCAGCAUCGACUACCCGCCGCACAUCGCCCACUACAUCCGUAACCUCAACUGGACCGACGUCCUCCUCCACAUCGCCUUCUUCCUCGAACUUAUCGACCACUCCACCAUGUCGGACAUCACGCCUCACCUACACACGCUCACCCGCGAGGCCGCCCUCUCUCACAUUCUGCACAUCGCCGACCCAGAGCGCACGCGGGCCCUCGCCAUCGACAAUGACCAUCUCGGCCUGAUCAGCGACAUCGCCGAGAACUUCCGCGUCAAUGUCCAGUCCUACGAGCCUGUUGGGUCCGUCGACCGGUUGGAUGUCUUCGUCGCAGAUCCCCCGGUCUACGCGGCUCGGGAUCGAGCGGAUUGGCGCGAGAAUAAGCUUGGACGGUGGUCGGAUUUCUCCCGGUCGGAGGUCGUGUUUCAUGAUUGUCCGGGUAUUCAUGCGAAAAUGUUGAAUAAGGAGCAUAUGGCUGAUUUUGCGAGAAUCUUUAAGGCCGCUAUGAGGAAGAGGGGGGUUUAG